Molecule: messenger RNA, 1130 nt
Organism: Anopheles funestus (African malaria mosquito)
Lineage: Eukaryota; Metazoa; Arthropoda; Insecta; Diptera; Culicidae
Product: eukaryotic translation initiation factor 3 subunit G
Exons: 3
Coding region: 156-971 (271 amino acids)
Cellular component (GO): cytoplasm; eukaryotic translation initiation factor 3 complex
Molecular function (GO): translation initiation factor activity; RNA binding
Source: RefSeq, a predicted model, not a curated record
CUGUCAAUUUUGACAACCAUCUGCCAUUUGUAAUCCAGUGACGAAAUCAAGGUGGACCGCAUUCACAAUUUCCGUACACAAAUAACGGAUUAUUUGCUGCGUUUCAUCGGUGAUAACUCCGAGUGUUAGGGAUAUCAUCAUCAUAAGCCAGCACUAUGCCAGCACUGGACGAUAUCAAAUCUUCUUGGGCCGAUGAAGUUGAGUCUGACACGGCGUCGCUCCCACUACCAUCGGAAGUGAUCGAAAAUGGACAAAAGAUCGUAACCGAGUACAAGUACAACAAGGACGAUAAGAAGGUAAAGGUGGUGCGCACGUAUAAAAUCAGCCGGAUUGUGGUACCGAAGUGUGUGGCCAGACGGAAGAAUUUGGCAAAGUUUGGCGAUUCGGCCGGUGAUCGUCCAGGACCGAAUCCACAAACAACCAUGGUCUCGGAAGAUGUUUUUAUGCAGUUCAUCACCAACAAGGAGGAGGAACAAAAGAAUGAAAACGCUUUGGAUUCAAUGAAGAACAUCGUCAAGUGUCGUACUUGCGAAGGCGAGCAUUGGUCAUUCCACUGUCCGUACAAGAACAGUUCAUUCGAUAAGCCUACGAAGCCGGCAGCAGCUCCGGUACCGGAAACAACAACAUCCAGCAAACCGGGAAAAUAUGUUCCGCCACACAUGAAGGAAACUCAAGGCAAGGCUGGUAUUGGUGGUGCGAUGCGCGGACGUGACGAUACUAGUGCAAUUCGCAUUUCGAACCUUUCCGAAGCUAUGACGGAAGCUGAUUUGGAGGAACUGGUAAAGAAGUUCGGCCCUCACACCAAGAUGUUCCUAUCGCGGGACAAAAGUACCGGACUGUGCAAAGGUUUCGCCUACGUUCAUUUCCGUUCCCGCCGUGAUGCAGCUACUGCAAUUGAAAUUCUCAAUGGUUAUGGUUACGAUCAUCUGAUUCUAAGCGUAGAAUGGUCCAAACCACAAAACCCACAGUAAGGAAGGAUCAGGAACAGUGCGGAGAGAGUAUUACGGUGUGAUUGUGCUCCGUCUUUCGGUCCUUUCAAGGUGAUGAUUCAGCCGAAGAAAGAUCUGUGGCAUGCCGAGGAUAGAAAACGGAGAAAAACAACUAAAUAUAAAAAAGGAUGAGAAAGGAGA